UCUGCUGGCUGGUCUGGUCUGGUCUCAUACUAUCGAGAGCGACUCCGCGGCCGUACUUCGAAAAUUUAGGGUUCCGGUGUCCCGGCUACGGCGGCGAUGAAGUUCUUGAUGCAGCCGGUGAGCAGCAAAACUCUGAUUGAGGAAGUCAAUGACAGCGAGAUACCGAUGGAGCCUCUUCACUAUCCUGUGCUGCCUACUCCGGCCGCGGGGUUGCCGGCGGCGAGCGCCUCAAGUGCAGAUGCAAUCAUGUGCUCUGCCACCGUUGUAGCAACCGGCGAAGAGGCAGAUCAGCCACAGGCAUCUGAACACUCCAUAGAGCAGAUUGAUCCACAGGCACCAGGAUGGACGCGAAGGGUAAGGAUUGGAGCUGCAGCACCAGGGCGUGUCCCCAACCCGGAUAGGAUGACAGUAUUUGAAAAAUCGGUUCGCGUGUUUGCGGAGGCACCUGGUGAAAAUGUCAUCGUGCUAAAAAUAGGCAUAAGCUUCGAUACGCUUGGAGGGGCUUACGAUUUUUAUAACUUGUAUUCGUGGGAGAAAGGUUUCGGAAUUAGAUAUGGAAAGAGCAGACUAAAUGUGAACCGGACGAAGUGCAUGCAGGAGAUAGUAUGCGGCUGUGCGGGGAAACCGAUUGUCGAGAAUACCCGAUCCUGUCGAUGUGAAUGUCCUGCCCUGGUGAGGCUGCUACGGUCAAAGGAUAAUGGGUGAUAUAUAGCAGAGCACCGGGGUGAGCACAACCAUUCUUUGUCUCUGACAUAUGGGCAAACCUUACACUGGCCAUCACACAAACAUAUCGACAUAUACAGCAGAGAUUUAGUGAAGCAGC
This is a messenger RNA of Triticum dicoccoides, 823 nucleotides long. RefSeq lists its product as uncharacterized. Bases 97 to 705 code for a protein of 202 amino acids. The record is from RefSeq and is a predicted model, not a curated record. The transcript has 4 exons. NCBI's taxonomy places the organism in Eukaryota, Viridiplantae, Streptophyta, Magnoliopsida, Poales, Poaceae.